AUGAAGACCGUUAUCGUUCCGCUUGUUGAGCAAAAAUUUUCUGGUUGUAACUGUUUCCAACCUGGGCAUAGGUUCGAAGCAGAAUGGUGUCUUGACUUGUAUGGAUUUCUUAAUCGUACCGAAUAUGCUGGUAAACUGAGUGAAAUUAAUAAGAUUGUUCAAGACCAUUCGUUGUUAAGCGCAAAGGCAAAGACAUACUUCACGUACGCUGCCACAGGACUGUGCGUGUUCAUCAUUGUAGUCGCUCUCCUGAUUACAUUUGCUGCCGGAACACUUGAUGGCAUAUAUAAUAGUGCUAUGGUCACUACUGUACUCUUAUUUGUACUUCUGCUCGUAAUUCCGAUAGGCCGAUUAAUAAUUGAUAACAUGGCAAAGUCUCGUGCAGCAGCGUUUACCCAGGCCGUGAGAGUUGUGCUCGAUAAAUACAAUGAAGAGAACUACCCAACUGCUAACUGGAGGCUUGCAUGGCGUAAAGUUUUCACCCAUUAUAGCAUAAAAAGCACCGGUCACACUGAGCACAAUUUACUUAAUCAUCAUAGACUUACGACGAAAACUAAAGGAAGGUCCACACCAAAAUACGCCGAGCAUGCAGAGUUAAUUAUUGAAAUUCAUGAUGGACUAUCCGCUCGUACCGCUCACACUAUUACAGUAAAUAUUAAACCCGAUCCUCCAGCGUCCAAAGAAAUGCCGCCCACGAAAGUUUCUGCAGACUCUGCUAUCAACACUACCAAUGGCUCCGAUUAG
This is a messenger RNA of Paraglomus occultum, 744 nucleotides long. The record is from the annotation of a GenBank genome assembly. NCBI's taxonomy places the organism in Eukaryota, Fungi, Glomeromycota, Glomeromycetes, Paraglomerales, Paraglomeraceae.